Pneumocystis carinii B80 is the source of this 603-nucleotide messenger RNA. RefSeq lists its product as hypothetical. The transcript has 3 exons. Gene Ontology annotation, biological process: mitochondrial respiratory chain complex I assembly. Lineage: Eukaryota; Fungi; Ascomycota; Pneumocystomycetes; Pneumocystales; Pneumocystaceae. The coding region runs from base 47 to 559 and encodes 170 amino acids. The record is from RefSeq and is a predicted model, not a curated record.
AAUUAAAUAUUUAAAAAAUAUUAGGAAAGUCUUUUAAAUUGUAUUUAUGGCUUCCAUAUUUCAAAAAAGAUCUUAUUCAGAGAGGGAUGCUGUUUUUUCUGGAUUAAAAUCUAUGAUGGUCUGUGGUUCUGUUGGAUUGAUGGCAUCUGCUGUGCAGAGUGCUAUAGCAAAGGAUUCAUAUGAUAUUAAGAAUGUCUUACUACGUAGCAGAAAUAUUAUUAUGACAUAUGCUCUUAUGGGAGGAUCAUUUUCAUUUACAGAGGCAUUUGUCUCAAAUCUUCGUAAAAAAGAUGAUCCGCUUAAUGCCUUUGCAGGGGGAGUUGUUUCUGGCUCAAUCGGUGCCAUAAGAGUACGGUCUUUACCGGUAGUUGUAGGCUAUGGAAUAGGGCUAGGAUGCUUUAUGGGUCUUUUUGAUUGGUGUGGAGGCACUUUGAUGGGAUUAUAUCAUGAUUUUUAUGGAGAGGAUUCAAAGAAAUUAAGGGAAAGUCUUUUUAAGGUGGAAUAUAGACGGCCUAGAUCAGAAAUUGUGGAAGCAAUUGGUAGCGGGAGAGGCAUAUGAGUAGAAUGAAUGUUUUAGAGAGGUUAUAUAUUUUAUUAUUUGAA